AUGGCAGGCAAGUUCUUAUUCAGUUUGGAAUUCUUACCACCGGAAAUAAAGUAUUUUGUUGCAAGAUUUCUAAAGCUGUCCGGUUGGCCAUAUUUGCAAGCCAAGUACAAAACACUCGAACAUGCUUCACAGGACCCAUAUUUGUUAACAAAUUCGUUGAAAGUUUUGUCAUCAAGCGAAUCCUCGAUAAUCAUAUCAGGUGUUCUGUAG
Ogataea philodendri is the source of this 210-nucleotide messenger RNA. RefSeq lists its product as uncharacterized. The transcript has a single exon. Lineage: Eukaryota; Fungi; Ascomycota; Pichiomycetes; Pichiales; Pichiaceae. The coding region runs from base 1 to 210 and encodes 69 amino acids. The record is from RefSeq and is a predicted model, not a curated record.